Messenger RNA from Ixodes scapularis (black-legged tick), 876 nucleotides. RefSeq lists its product as uncharacterized. The transcript has 5 exons. Bases 1 to 876 code for a protein of 291 amino acids. The record is from RefSeq and is a predicted model, not a curated record. NCBI's taxonomy places the organism in Eukaryota, Metazoa, Arthropoda, Arachnida, Ixodida, Ixodidae.
AUGGAGCUGGAAGGCCUCAAGAGGUCCCUCAGCAUUUUUGAGGCCCACUCGUUGAUUGUGGCCAUCCUGGUAACCGACCGGCAUCCCCAGCUCAAUGCUUGGCUGGGACGAGAACACCCAGAUAUCUGCCACCUUUUUGAUUGCUGGCAUGUGGGGAAGGGCAUCAAGAAAAAGCUGGCUGCAGCUGCCAAGUCACGGCAUUUAGAGGAGCUCGGGUCUUGGACAAGGGCAGUGGUGAACCAUCUGUACUGGUGUGCUGGGUCAAGUGUCGACAACCAGGACCUCAUCCUGCCAAAAUGGAAGUCUCUGGUGGCACACGUAGUGGGUGUGCAUACCCACGCUGACCCUCUCUUCCCAGAGUGUGAGCAUGAGGAGCUAGAGAAAAAGUGGCUAGCAGAAGGGUCCCCUGCGCACCAGAAGCUGGAGGAGAUCGUGCUCUCCACUCACCUGCUUCGCGACAUUCCUCGACUGUCCACAUCGGCGCAGACAUUUGCAACAGAGUGCUUUCACAGUACUCUGUUGCAGUUUGCGCCGAAGCAGGUCCACUUCAGCUUCGGAAGCAUGAAGGCCAGGACCUACCUCGCUGCCCUCCAUUACAACGAAAAUGCGGGAAGGCCCCAAGCGGUGACCAAGAAAGGAGAGAAGAUGUGGGUCAUCAAGUAUCCAAAAGCAAAGAAAGGACCCACUGUUGCUAAGCGCAAGACUGACUGCACCUAUGAGUAUGUGGGGGAGCUCAUGGCAGUUGUGCUGCACCUCUGCUCAACGCUGCCAUCCUACAAGGCUGCAGCUGCCCUCUGCAACCUGGAUGCACCUCCAUUUCUUUCUAGUGCGUAUCAGCAUGGAGAUAAACAGGCAUUGGUGCAACAGCCCUACUGA